This is a messenger RNA of Odontomachus brunneus, 1641 nucleotides long. RefSeq names its product phospholipase B1, membrane-associated-like. Bases 161 to 1285 code for a protein of 374 amino acids. Lineage: Eukaryota; Metazoa; Arthropoda; Insecta; Hymenoptera; Formicidae. Gene Ontology annotation, biological process: phospholipid metabolic process. Gene Ontology annotation, molecular function: glycerophospholipase activity. The record is from RefSeq and is a predicted model, not a curated record. The transcript has 7 exons.
CUACAUCUUUAUAAGUUGAAUUGCAAUAAAGGAUCAUUAACUAUCUCGAUCUCGGGCGACAAAGCACGUCUCUAUAGUGAAGUUCCGUGUUUCAACUUCGAUUAAACUUGGAUGUUCUUGGAGUGAUUCCUCCUAUUUCGUCCAUUCAACCAAAGAAAAAAUGUGGAAACGGUGGCAGCUCUAUUGUGUCUUAUUGCACCUGUGCGCGAUUGGGUGGACCCAGAAAACUGCCCUCGAUUCGUCCCUUAAUUUAAUUAUGUUACGUGUUUUUCGAAAUUGGACUUUCGAUACCUUUGGUAUGUAUAAUCAACGAGGUAAGACAGGAACAGAAGGUGGGAGAGACCUUCAAAUAGCAAGAGAAGCACAAACUAUGCAAAACAUCGUCCCUGAUCAUGUCCCAUUCCUGUGCAAUGUAACCGGUGGUAGAUCGCAAGAAGUACCUGACUCAGUACAUAAAUUAAAGCCGGGUGAUAUCGAUAUCAUCGCCGCGAUGGGUGACUCGUUAACGGCAGGGCUUGGAAUUUUUGCGCACAAUUUAUUUCAGGUUUUCAUAGAAAAUAGAGGAGUCAGUGCACUUGGAGGAGGUCAAGGCACAUGGAGGCAGUAUCUAACUCUUCCAAAUAUAAUCAAAGAAUUCAAUCACAAUUUGAUAGGUUAUGCAAUGGAAGACUCGCUGACGAUUCAUGAGACAUCACAGCUAAAUGUCGCUGAAACCGCUUCUAUGUCAGAGGACAUGCCUUAUAUGGCGGAAGUGCUACUCAAAAGAAUUCAAAACCAUCCGAAAAUAGACGUGGAGAAGCAUUGGAAGUUAAUCUCGUUUAUGAUUGGACAUAACGACUUUUGCAACAGUAUAUGUUGGGUUUCUUCGCCUUGGUCAAUUCUCGAAAAACAUAAAACAGAUUUACUUAAGGUUUUGAGAACAUUGAGAGAUAAUCUGCCACGGACAUUGGUAUCGUUGAUUCCGCCGAUACAUAUGAAAAUCUUGAUUGAAAGUCGUAAAGGUAGAGAGUCUUUAAAAUGUUAUCUCACAACGGAUUUUGAAUGUCCUUGCAUGUUUGGUCUUAGAUUUCAGAAUUUCUUACCAGAAUAUUAUAACAUCAUGAGACGAUGGCAAGAGUUGGAUAUAGAAAUCUCUACUUACUCGGAAUUCCAAAAAAAUGAUUUUGCAGUAGUAGCUCAACCUCUGACAUUAGAUUUGCGUUUACCACUUGCUUCGGAUGGAUAUAGCGAUACAACAUAUUUCAGUGACGAUUGUUUUCACAUCACACAAAAAGCCAACGCUUAAAUUGCAAAUAGUGUGUGGAAUAACAUGUUGGAGCCGAUUGGCGCUAAAUCAACAUUUUUGCAGAAUCUCUUUGAGAAGUUUCUUUGUCCGACUCCGGAUAGAUCAUAUUUUGCAACAUUGAAAAAUUCGGGAAAAAAUUUUCAGAGAAACUAGUUGUUAUCCGGUUGAAAAAUAUUUAUGUUCAACGAGGAAGAAAGUACAAGUAGCAUUACUGGGUAAUCGAUAGAGAUGUGCGAAUCAAAGAUUUUUUUAUGUCGAGUCAAAUGGAAUCGAAUCUCAGAUUUUAAUUUCGAAUUCGAAUCAAAUCGAAUGAAAUCGAAUCGUUGAAAAAAUUUUUAAUUAACAUUGAAUUCAAC